AUGGAGGUUGCUUUCUGUGUAGUAACUUCAGGGCCUCUAGAAGAUGCCAUUGAAGAGGAAGAGGAAGAGUGUCCAUCAGAGGAAACAGACAUCGUCUCAAAAGGGGACUUUCCAUUGGAGGAAAGCUUUUCUACAGAAUUUGGGCCUGAAAAUCUGAGCUGUGAAGAAGUGGAAUACUUUUGUAACAAAGGUGAUGAUGAAGGAGUCCAGGAGACGGCAGAAUCAGAUGGGGACACACAGUCAGAAAAGCCCGGCCAGCCUAGAGUUGAGACAGAUGAUUGGGAUGGUCCAGGGGAGCUGGAGGUAUUUCAGAAAGACGGAGAACGGAAAAUCCAGAGUCGGCAGCAACUUCCUGUGGGAACAACCUGGGGGCCAUUUGCUGGGAAGAUGGACCUGAAUAAUAAUUCCUUGAAGACAAAGGCUCAGGUCCCGAUGGUGCUGACGGCUGGUCCCAAGUGGCUACUGGAUGUGACUUGGCAAGGAGUGGAAGACAACCAAAACAACUGCAUUGUGUACAGCAAAGGGGGUCAGCUCUGGUGCACCACGACGAAGGCCAUCUCUGAGGGUGAAGAGCUAAUUGCCUUUGUGGUGGAUUUUGACUCAAGGCUACAAGCUGCCAGUCAGAUGACUCUUGCAGAAGGGAUGUACCCUGCGCGCCUGCUGGACUCGAUUCAGCUGCUUCCUCAGCAAGCUGCCAUGGCUUCUAUUUUGCCUACAGCUAUUGUCAAUAAGGAUAUAUUUCCUUGCAAGUCGUGUGGCAUCUGGUAUCGGAGUGAACGGAAUCUGCAAGCCCAUUUGAUGUACUAUUGCAGUGGGAGGCAAAGAGAAGCUGCUCCGGUGUCAGAAGAGAAUGAAGACAGUGCCCCUCAGAUUUCCAGUCUGUGCCCCUUCCCGCAAUGCACCAAGAGCUUUUCAAAUGCCCGAGCACUAGAAAUGCACCUGAAUUCACACAGUGGAGUGAAAAUGGAAGAAUUCCUCCCCCCUGGUGCUAGUCUAAAAUGCACCGUCUGUAGCUACACCGCCGAUUCCGUGAUUGGCUUCCACCAACACCUGUUCUCGCAUCUCACUCAAGCUGCCUUCCGAUGCAACCACUGCCACUUGGGCUUCCCGACUCAGAGGGAGUUGCUGCAGCACCAGGAGCUCCAUGUCCCUGGGGGCAAACUUCCCAGAGAAAGUGACAGGGAACACUCUCCAAGCGGGACCGAAGAUAGCCUACAGCCAGCUCCAGACUUGCUGACCAGGAGUGAACUCCCCCAGAGCCAAAAGGCCAUGCAGACUAAAGAUGCGAGCUCGGACACCGAGCUGGACAAGUGUGAGAAAAAGACGCAGCUCUUUCUCACUAACCAGAGACCAGAGGUACAGCCUACAACAAACAAACAAAGCUUUUCUUACACAAAAAUAAAGUCUGAGCCCUCGAGUCCAAGGCUUGCCUCAUCUCCGGUUCAGCCUAAUGUUGGGCCUUCUUUCCCCGUGGGCCCUUUCCUAUCUCAGUUUGCUUUCCCUCAAGACAUCACCAUGGUCCCUCAAGCUUCGGAGAUCUUAGCCAAGAUGUCUGAACUGGUCCAUCGGCGCCUGAGGCACGGAAGUAGUAGCUACCCUCCUGUAAUUUACAGCCCCUUGAUGCCCAAGGGGGCUACUUGUUUUGAGUGUAACAUAACCUUUAAUAAUUUGGAUAAUUACCUAGUGCACAAAAAACAUUAUUGCAGCAGCCGAUGGCAGCAGAUGGCCAAGUCCCCAGAGUUCCCUGGUGUUUCAGAGAAGAUGCCUGAGGCCGUGAGCCCCAACACUGGUCAAACCUCCAUAAACCUCCUCAACCCAGCCGCUCAUUCUGCUGAUCCUGAGAAUCCCCUUCUUCAAACGUCCUGCAUCAAUUCUUCCGCCGUUUUAGAUUUAAUUGGGCCAAAUGGGAAGGGCCAUGACAAGGACUUUUCCACUCAAGCGAAGAAGGUCUCCCCCUCUAACAGCAAUGACGAUAAAAUUAACGGAAAACCUGUUGAUGUGAAAAAUCCCGGUGUCCCCCUGGUGGAUGGGGAAAGUGACCCAAAUAAGACUACCUGUGAAGCUUGCAACAUUACCUUCAGCCGGCAUGAAACCUACAUGGUCCACAAACAGUAUUAUUGUGCUACGCGCCACGACCCUCCACUAAAGAGGUCUGCUUCCAACAAAGUGCCUGCCAUGCAGAGAACCAUGCGCACACGCAAGCGAAGGAAGAUGUAUGAGAUGUGCCUACCUGAACAGGAGCAAAGACCUCCCCUGGUCCAACAGCGAUUUCUUGACGUCGCCAACCUCAGCAAUCCUUGUACCUCCACUCAAGAACCCACGGAAGGGCUUGGAGAGUGCUACCACCCAAGAUGCGAUAUCUUUCCGGGAAUUGUCUCAAAGCACUUGGAAACUUCUCUGACGAUCAACAAAUGUGUCCCAGUGUCCAAGUGUGACACCACUCAUUCCAGCGUUUCCUGCCUCGAGAUGGACGUGCCCAUAGAUCUCAGCAAGAAGUGCUUAUCCCAGUCGGAGCGGACGACCACAUCUCCCAAAAGGCUGCUGGACUACCACGAGUGCACUGUGUGCAAGAUCAGCUUCAAUAAAGUCGAGAACUACCUGGCCCACAAGCAGAAUUUCUGCCCCGUCACAGCACAUCAGCGGAACGACCUGGGCCAACUCGACAGCAAAGUAUUUCCGAAUCCAGAAAGCGAACGGAACAGCCCCGAUGUCAGCUAUGAACGAAGCAUCAUAAAAUGUGAGAAAAACGGAAAUCUGAAGCAGCCUUCCCCUAACGGAAACUUAUUUUCCUCCCACUUAGCCACCCUGCAAGGCCUGAAAGUCUUUAGUGAAGCUGCUCAGCUCAUUGCCACAAAAGAAGAAAACAAACAUUUGUUUCUUCCCCAAUGCCUUUACCCCGGAGCAAUAAAGAAGGCAAAAGGAGCUGACCAGCUUUCUCCGUAUUAUGGAAUAAAGCCAAGUGAUUACAUUUCUGGUUCUCUCGUCGUCCAUAACGCUGACCUAGAGCAAAGCACAAAUGCGGAAAACGAAUCUCCGAAAAGCCAGGCUUCCUCGAACGGCUGUGCUGUGCCGAAGAAAGAGUCUCUGCCACUGCUGCCCAAAAACAGAGGCAUGGUCAUAGUUAAUGGCGGACUGAAGCAAGAUGACAGACCUGCUGCCAACCCACAGCAGGAGAACAUUUCCCAGAAUCCUCAGCAUGAAGAUGGCCACAAAUCUCCCUCUUGGAUCUCUGAGAACCCGUUAGCCACGAACGAGAAUGUCUCACCGGGAAUCCCUUCCGCAGACGAACAGUUGUCUAGUAUAGCUAAAGGUGUGAAUGGCGCCACCCAGGCUCCAACCAGUGGGAAAUAUUGCCGGCUGUGUGAUAUUCAGUUCAACAACCUCUCAAACUUUAUAACUCACAAGAAGUUUUAUUGCUCAUCACAUGCGGCAGAACAUGUCAAAUGAGAUAACUUCAUAAAUAAACACCAGUCACCUUUGGUACCAGUGUUUAGUAUGUCGUUCUACCCAGUC
Neomonachus schauinslandi (Hawaiian monk seal) is the source of this 3513-nucleotide messenger RNA. It is a transcript of the gene ZFPM2, whose product is annotated as zinc finger protein, FOG family member 2. Gene Ontology annotation, molecular function: RNA polymerase II-specific DNA-binding transcription factor binding. The transcript is spliced from 8 exons. Lineage: Eukaryota; Metazoa; Chordata; Mammalia; Carnivora; Phocidae. Gene Ontology annotation, biological process: cell differentiation; positive regulation of transcription by RNA polymerase II; heart development. Bases 1 to 3447 code for a protein of 1148 amino acids. The record is from RefSeq and is a predicted model, not a curated record. Gene Ontology annotation, cellular component: nucleus.